UAUGACUGAAAAAUUUACAUUGCAUAUUGAACCAGCCAGCAUUUAUAUUCCGACUAUCAGAGGUUUUAUCAUUUAUAAAGUUAAGAACAAAUUUAAAGUAACCGAUAAGAAAAGAAGGAAAAAAAGAAGCAUAAAUUGGGGUCAUAGAAUAUGUAAAGUUCAUGUUAUAACAGAUGUACAAUAUUACAAUUUCCAUGGAAGAAAUCUUGCUAAUCUCGUUGCCGAUGUUUAUAGUAUUCUUGGAGAAGUUGACCUAAUUUAUUCAACAACCGAUUGGUUAGAUAAAAGAAUCGACUUUACUUUAGGCGUAAGAUUGAGCAAGAUUACUGUUUUUACAACAAACUCUUCUGUUGACGCUAUCAAUGACAACAUCUUAAGUAGUAAAAAGUACUUAGAAACGCUAUCAAAGAGGAAUUUCACUGGCUUUUGUGCUGGUUUCGGCUUUACCGGAAGGGAUUUUACUAAAGAUGAUCGAGCCGUUCAAGGCUUAACUUAUAGUGUAAAUCCUAGGGACACAACCAGUGGAAUUUGUGCUGUCUACUCUAAUUUAUUAGGUCAAUGGAGGAACGUUGCACUAAUGACUUCCGUUACUUAUCGAAAACCACUGACUAGGGCUGAGCGAUUAACAACAGUUGCACAUGAACUGGGACAUUUAAUGGCAGCUUUGCACGAUGACCCAAACGAUGGAUUUUGCUCUCCUAAAACUUCUGAAGAUCUAUAUCUUAUGCAUCCAUUCUCUCUUAUGGGAGACAAACCGAACAAUAGGAAAUUUUCACUUUGUAGUAAAUACCAUAUGAGAAAAAUAUUAAAAUUGAGAUGGGGAUGUUUAAGUGUUGAGCAGGGUUCAUCUUGUGGCAACGGUAUCGUUGAACAGGGCGAAGACUGUGAUUGCGGUUCUAAAGAUAUUUGCGAUCUUAUAGAUCCAUGCUGCAAUUCUCAAUGCAAAUUCAAAUACGAAUGUAGUCCUUUGCUGAAUCGUUGCUGCACAUCUGACUGUAAGAUAGAGAAGUCUGGUAAAGAGUGUUCGUAUGAAAGUGAAUGUCAAAAAGCUUCUUAUUGUAAUGGUAUAAGCUCUGAAUGUCCUCCAAGUAAACCAUUGCCAAAUGGUAAGAUUUGUGCGGCGGGGAUGAAAGCAUGCCAGAAUGGGAUAUGUUCAGCAAGUAUUUGCAUUCAUUAUAAUCUAAGAGAAUGUAAAUGUCCACCGUCAUUUGAUCCAUGUAUCAUCUGCUGUUCAAACGUUACCUGUGAACCCUUAAAACCCACCGUCUAUAAGAUUUAUGGUAGUCAAUGUAACGGCUAUUCUGGAUAUUGCGAUGAGUUAAAUACAUGUGUAUCAUUGCCUCUUAAUUAUGAUAUACUACAACUUAACGAUGCGGAGAUAAUCUUUCGAAAUUACCGAUUUGUAAAUAAUUGGUUCUAUGUCAUGUUUUCUAUAACUGUUCUAGUAUUAGGUGUCUUUAUGUAUUUGACAAGUAAGCAAAGAGACCCUGUCGCUUCAGAGGGCUUUCAAUCACGGACUUUAUCAUAUAAACAAUUACUAGAAAAUGAUAAAUGGGCUUUAUACGUUCAUCAAAGAUUGGAUGACAGAAUAUCAGACAUGAAUAAGUCAUUUGAAAUGUUAGAUGAAUUUUGUAGAUCCUAUAUUCCAUCGAGGAAGACAACUGCAAUAGAAAGAUUGAAAAUUCUCUUUCCCAAGGCUGACGAUGAUUUAAUAGCUACAAAAAUUGAAUACUGUGAAAUGGAGAGAGAUGUUAUUAAAAAACUAUUAUUUAGAGAUAAAUUAGCUCUAUUAGAAGGUUGGAUUAAAUAUGAGACAUACGUUAUCAUGAAAUCGAAUGAUGUUGACUGUGAUAAGAAUUGUAUGAAAAAUAAGGAGGAAUUUUGUUAUUCCAAUAACUUAAAGGCACGAAGGGAUGCUGUUAAAAAGUAUAGGGCUGAAAAGCUAUUAGGCUUAUCAACCCUUUUUUCAUUUGAAACAGGCAAAAGUCGUUAUUUUAAAUUACCUAUUGAAAAUUUAAAAAAUUUAACUUCAUAG
This is a messenger RNA of Dimorphilus gyrociliatus, 2035 nucleotides long. NCBI's taxonomy places the organism in Eukaryota, Metazoa, Annelida, Polychaeta, Dinophilidae. The record is from the annotation of a GenBank genome assembly.